Molecule: messenger RNA, 465 nt
Organism: Orycteropus afer afer
Lineage: Eukaryota; Metazoa; Chordata; Mammalia; Tubulidentata; Orycteropodidae
Gene: ARPC5
Product: actin related protein 2/3 complex subunit 5
Exons: 4
Coding region: 1-465 (154 amino acids)
Biological process (GO): Arp2/3 complex-mediated actin nucleation; regulation of actin filament polymerization; cell migration
Cellular component (GO): cytoplasm; Arp2/3 protein complex; actin cytoskeleton
Molecular function (GO): actin filament binding
Source: RefSeq, a predicted model, not a curated record
AUGUCGAAGAACACAGUGUCGUCGGCCCGGUUCCGGAAGGUGGACGUGGAUGAGUACGACGAGAACAAGUUCGUGGACGAGGAAGACGGGGGCGACGGCCAGGCCGGGCCCGAUGAGGGCGAGGUGGACUCCUGCCUGAGACACUCCCUCACAGGAAACAUGGCAGCUGCUCUACAAGCAGCCCUGAAAAACCCACCUAUCAACACCAAGAGUCAGGCAGUGAAGGAUCGGGCAGGCAGCAUUGUCUUGAAGGUGCUCAUCUCUUUUAAAGCUAAUGAUAUUGAAAAGGCAGUUCAAUCUCUGGACAAGAAUGGUGUCGAUCUCCUAAUGAAGUAUAUUUAUAAAGGCUUUGAGAGCCCCUCUGACAAUAGCAGUGCUGUGUUAUUGCAGUGGCAUGAAAAGGCACUUGCUGCUGGAGGAGUAGGGUCCAUCGUUCGAGUCUUGACUGCAAGGAAAACAGUGUAG